AGCAAUGCCUCUCACUUCUCCGCUUGCGCUUCCCUUCCUCCUCCUCCUCCCGCUCCCGGCUCUGAAGCUUUUGUUUUCCCCAGCUGCUGCGAUGGCAGGAAACUUCCCGGAGGGAUGGGUUCAGGCCGCGCUUGUGCUGCGCCGGGCUCCGCAGGGCACCGGCCGCGCCGUGAGGUUAUUUGGGAAGGGAAUACUUUGUUGAACACAACAGCACAAGAUGACUUAUGAUUCCUGCUCUUCGUGGGAGCCUGUCUGGAUUGUCCCUGCAGAAUGCUACAGCUUCCUUUCCUCUUCAGUGUUCUUGUCUUGUGGAGUCAUAAACCUCAGUGGAACUUUGGCGCAAGCUUGUCACUGCGUGCAGAGAUGGAGGAGAUGCCCUCUGAAGAUGGCUCUAUCCCUUUUCUGAUUAUAAACAUGAAAACAGCCAGAAGGGACUGUUGCAGUCAUCCCGAAUGAAUGAGAUGGAAAUACUGACAUGAACUUAAGAACUUUGAUGCUUUCAGACAUUGAACUUUGAUUGUUAAAGGAUCAGUUAAAAAUACUGCCUGAACAAGAUGAAAGGCCUUGAAGACUUUUGUUUCUGUUUUCAUUUCUCCUGAAGCAAUGGUUUUCUCAGCAAUGUUGACACUGGCCCACUCUGGGACCUCAAAUGCUACUUUUAUUGUCUAUGAAAAUGCCUAUACGAAUUUUACCACUCCCCAGUUCUUGCUUCAUAGUGGCACAACACAGCCAUUGAGAUAUAGUUCAGGUGUUGUGCUCACCACUGAGAGAAGUACUUUCCUGGUAAACACUACAGCUAUCCUGCCAUCGCAAGAAGUUUUCAGGAGCUUGAGUUUGCCACUCCAGAUCAUUCUUUCUGCUGCUAUGAUAUUUAUCCUAUUGGUUUCUUUCCUUGGAAACUUUGUUGUCUGCCUCAUGGUCUACCAGAAGGCAGCUAUGCGAUCUGCAAUUAACAUCCUCUUAGCAAGCCUGGCUUUUGCAGACCUGCUGCUGGCAGUGCUGAAUAUGCCAUUUGCUCUUAUAACAAUCAUUACCACUCAGUGGAUUUUUGGGGAUAUAUUUUGCAGAGUUUCUGCCAUGUUCUUUUGGCUUUUUGUCAUAGAGGGGGUAGCCAUUCUUCUCAUUAUUAGUAUUGACCGAUUUCUCAUCAUAGUUCAGAGGCAAGAUAAACUGAACCCUUACCGUGCAAAGAUUCUCAUUGUGAUUUCCUGGGCGGCAUCCUUUGUUGUUGCUUUUCCAUUAUCUGUAGGGAAUCCUAACCUGCAGAUACCCUCAAGAGCACCUCAGUGUGUUUUUGGCUACUCUACAAGCCCAGGUUACCGAGCCUAUGUGAUAGUUAUCUUGCUAAUUUCUUUUUUUAUUCCCUUCCUGGUAAUGCUGUAUUCUUUUAUGGGCAUACUCAACACCGUCCGCCACAAUGCAGUUCGUAUCCAUAGCCACCCUGAUAGCAUAUGUCUCAGCCAGGCCAGCAAACUUGGUCUCAUGAGCUUACAGAGACCUUUUCAGAUGAAUAUUGAUAUGAGCUUUAAAACUCGUGCCUUCACAACCAUCUUGAUUUUAUUCCUUGUCUUCAUAGUCUGUUGGGCACCAUUCACCACUUACAGCCUUAUUGCCACGUUCAACAGCCACUUCUACUACAAGCACAACUUUUUUGAGAUAAGCACUUGGCUCCUUUGGCUCUGCUACCUCAAGUCUGCACUGAACCCACUGAUUUACUACUGGAGGAUUAAGAAGUUUCAUGACGCAUGCUUAGACUUGAUGCCCAAAUUCUUCAAGUUUCUGCCACAGCUACCUGGCCAUACAAGGCGGCGCAUUCGACCCAGUGCCAUCUAUGUGUGUGGGGAGCACCGGUCGGUGGUUUGAAACUGUGGCUCUUUGACAAUGAUUGUUGUAUUUUGGGAUUGUUUUCUGGCUUUAGGUCGAAUUUUGUUUUGUUUCAUAUGGCUUUUUCAGUAUGGCCAUAUCUUAUAACUUGAUUUAGUUUUCCACUACUCUGUGCAAUUUUGGGAAGAUAGAGGGAGGGAAAGUGAUUGGUUAUAGUUAGGUUUACUACCAGAAUACAAUGUAAACAAAAUAACAAAUGUUACCUCUGGGAUUCCAUGGAAAUCCAUUCUUUUAAAUGAAAACUGCAUUUGUAACAUUUUGUCAGGUUUAUGCUUACUAGGCCUGCAAUCUAAUUGUAGGGACUUCUUAUGCUGCUAAGAUAUGGUGUAUUUAGUUGAUGUAAUUUUUCUGAAAAAUGUUGCUGCUGUCUGCCGAUAUAAUAGAUCCAAAAAGUCUCAUUAGAUUACUUCUAUUUAAUUUAACAACAUUUCAGAAGUUUUCAUUAUAACAUUAGAAAACUUUUUUUUAAUAUUUCCAUUAAUAUUUUUGUGCACUUUACAAAAUUUACUAUAUAAUUUGUUCAUUGGAAUAUUUUAUUCUGUAUUGAAGGUGUAUUAUUAUUGCUGUUAUAAUUUGUUAUGUUGGUGAAUUUCAAUGAAAGAACCGUGUAAGUUGUAGGAGGGCAAUUUAUGUUGGUAUAGCUACAUGUACAGUCAUAAAUUUGCUGUUUUUUUAACAAUUGGUCAAAAGUAACUAACUGCUCAGUUAUCAGAGGAGUUAGAAGGAGAAAACGGAGGAAUGGAAGGGAAAGAGAGCAACAAAAAUUCCAUGACCCGAGCUUUAGGCUAACACAAGAUUUAAAAAAAUAGUGUUCAUGUGAAAAUUAUUAUGAGGUACAGGGUGACUGUAGUUAUUACUUGAGGUUGUUACAAGCUACUCAAACCUGAUGAUAUGCCUGAAAACCUAUCUGAAAUAGUGAUUUUUGGGCCUGCAGUUUAUACUGUGUUUUCGUAGUGAUGUUUCUGCUCAGAGCUCAUAUAAGGCUGGGUAUGCUCUACACUAUUGAAAUCAUGCUGUUGGGCAUUUGUUGGGAUAGAAUUAGAAAUAGUAGGGUAAACCAGAAAAGAGAUGGCAAAUAACCCAUAGCUGAGGUUAGGAUUUAGUCUACACAGUAAUUACAGGGGAAGAAAAAAUCCUCAACUUGCUUGUUUUACAAUUUAAGUAUUGGACCAAAACCAUAAACAGACAAUCACAGAAUCAUAGAAUGGCUUGGUUUUGAAGGGAUCAUAAAGAUCAUCUAGCUCCAACUCCACUGCCAUGAGUAUGGACGCCUUCCACUAAUCAGCUUGCUCAAAACCCCAUCCUUCCUGGCUUUGAACACUUCCAGGGAUGGAGCAUCCACAGCUUCUUUGGGCAACCUGUUCCAGUGCCUCACCUCCCUCACAGGGAAGAAGUUAUUCCUGUAUCUUAUCUAAAUCUACCCUCUUUCUGCCAUUACCCCUUAUAACAGUCAGCCAGCAGAAUUUGCUGGGGAUGUAAGUUAAAUUCCCCCUUUCCCUCUGAUACUACUUUACAUUGAUUUUUUUCCAUUGCCUCUUUGUCUCUGUAGUGGCUGCUGCCUCAAGGGUUUAUUCUGCUGUUCUCAUCUAUUAGGCAUCAGCUUCUCUCCCUGAAAUGCCAGACUACCUUUCUGAUUAAUGUCAGGCUGUCUUAAUACCUGCCUGGAAAGCAGAAUGGCAAAGAUUUUCCUUAAUGAGGGCAAACCAGACUCAGAUUAUUUUUUUUAAUCAGCUAAAUAAAUAUUGUGAGAUAAGUAAAAUUAAGAUUAAGGUUUGGGCUUUGAAGUUCAGAGCUUUUUGCUCUGAGGCUGGGGAAAAAUGCCUGUAAAAUCUGUGUGUCCUUGCAGUGAGCUUUUUGAGCCCAUGGCUGAGAACAGGGGCAUUGAUGUACAACAAACCUAACAAACCAGAGCUAGAAUUUGGGCUUCUCUUGCUCCAUCUCUCUUUCUACUUCUGUCUAUCUACCCAGUACAUGUUUGCAUGAAGAAAAUACCUUGUUCUGUGUGGAUGUCCAGGGACUGCUUGCUUCCUGAGGAUAACAAAACAUUCACACCCCAAUGUGAAUUCUUCUUCAAUGAAGAACUAAUUUAAGUUAUCUCUGUUCUUCUCAUUGACAGCUAUUGGUAAAAGUGUUGGCAGUAUUUAAAUUUUAGGAGUAAAAAGGAACAAUUUUGAAUUUAGUAAUUUCAUUUUUUGAAAAAAGCUGCUAGCUGAGGUUGUGAGGUUGUGGGUUACAUGUAAAGUUACGUGUUGCCCAGCAGUGGCGAGGUUAUUGAUGUCUGUUGUUUUCUUUUCCUUGUCAACUUCACUGAUGAUGGUAUGGAUUUUUCUGAUCGAAAUGACAGACAGUAAAAGACUUCCACUAUAAAAGAGAGUGUUUUAGUGUGUCUUUGCAGUAAAGCUUUUAUUUUUCAAUUACAUUUACAUUGAUAGCAGAAGUUUAUGACCUGGUUAGUAUGGAUUUUCCAUUUCAGAGCUGUCAUGCCUGUUUAUCUCUGAAAGCAGCAAAACUGUGCUUAAAGUAAUAGAGAGCAUACACUGUCUAAAUGGCAGGAACAGGUAUUUUUGCUGUCUUCCAGCACUACAAUGUUAGAGAUUUGAAUGAGUGUCGUAAAACAUAAUAAUUCAAGAAGAGAAGAUGAGUAAUACAGGAAAGUUAGUGAAAUUACUUUCUUGAAGGAGGAGGGGAAAACAUUUUGUGGGAAUUUCUCAAUUUACGAUAAGUACUGGCUGUGAAGUGGAAAUUGCAAACAUCAAAGACAGUUAAUUUGUUUUCAUAAUUAAGUGUUUGCUUACACUGACUGUAACAAGGUUUCUUCUCAGAGCUGCAUCUGCUGAUCCUUAGAGAAAAGAAACCCAAAUUGCUCGCCAUAAUAGUAUUCACACUAGGUUUUCUGAGGUGAUCAGAGCACACGUGAACAAAAGGGUGUUCAAGAAUCAAGGUGGUUUAGAAGUAUCCCCAGGGUAAUUAUGUGUUUACAGGUCUAUUUGAGCUAUUGUGUCUAAUAUACAUCUGUAGAGCAGUGCCUUGAUAAUUGCAGCUGAAGUCCUAGAACCAAGUUGAAGACCUCUAAACUGCUCAGUCUUGCUGCCUGUGAUCCUGCCAAGGAUCCUGCAUAACCAUGCUAACAUUUGUAAUGUCAAAACAUAAACAUAUUGGCAGAAUUUGGGCUAUUGAGGCAUUUUAAUGGGCUUGACCAAGACCAAGGAUUUUAAAAACUCGAAUAGAUCCUUGUUGACUCUAUGUGGGAAUUAUAAUUUUCUUCCUCUCCAGAAAUGAGUCACUGCUAAUCUGUAUUCCCUCAUGUUACAUUUUCAGACAUCUUUAGUAUGGAGGAUUUAAAUGAAUGUAUUUUGAAUUAUGUUGCAGUUUAAUUCAUUCUGUCAAAGCAUGCUGCUUACAGAGUUCUCAAUUGUAUAAAUCUAUUGAUGAAAUGAUUCUUUUGUACUCAAAGUUGUGUAUUUUUGUCAUUUCGUGUUAUUCGUGUAAAAUAUUUCUGUAUAUAGAGAACAUUGUUUUGCCUCUUAUUGCUUUCUGUUACUAUUUUUUUUCACUUGUAUGCUUAAUGCUUUCAUAUUUUAUUUCGAGCAUAUGCAUAAAAAACGGUAAGAUUUCAAUGAUUUUUCUGUGACCUUUUGAGAUUUCUAAUUCUCAAAUCAGUCAACAAUGCCCUCCUUGAAAGACAUUUUAAUUUAUUUUUGUGUGAAAACUAAAAAUUCAGAGCACAAGUUUGUUGUGGUUAGAAUGGUGAGGAAUAUCUUAAGUCCAAUUUUCCAGGAGCCACUAUGAACUGGCUUGAUCUUUUUGGAUUUUUUUGAGAAGUAGUCCUUUUCUGAUGUGGAGAAACCUUGAAUUACUGUUUUAAAACAAAUGGCAUUGUCUUUUCUGUGCAUAUUACACCUGUGAAAACACUUGAGAAAAUAAACAAAAAAAAGAGAGAAAAUAAACAUUCUCCAAAAAGGUAGCAAAAAUCUUCAGAAUUGACUCUAUGUUUGUACAUUCACAGGUUUCUUGGAUUUAAUGCCCAACUUCGUAGUCUCAAACAAUUUAUUUUAUUUGUAUAUUAAAUAGCAAAGAUUGCCUGAUUUAAGUGGUUUUGUUUAAGCCAAAAUGUUUCUCAUGUAAAGCAUUUAGAGUGCUCUUUUCUAAGGCACGGGGGUAGAGACAUGUCAAAACAAUUGAAAGUAGUACCUAAACCAACUGAAAUAGUAUCCAGCAAGAGAGAGAAUACCUAAAAAGAAUAUAAUUUUCCUAAAAUACUACCUGAACUGGGUGUACUACCUUUUAGUUUGGACUGAGUAAUUAAGAUCAUCUUAUUCUACAAUAAAUAAACCAGGCAGCGGUACUGCAUGGCAUGAUUCAUAUCAACACAAGAUAAUGACCUUUAUGAUUCAAGUGUUGCAUGUUUGUAUGUGACAGAUUAUUCUCCAUAUUAGUAGAGUGAAAAAUGUUCAGGCUCUUGGCUGUUUUGGGGAA
Molecule: messenger RNA, 6360 nt
Organism: Lepidothrix coronata (blue-crowned manakin)
Lineage: Eukaryota; Metazoa; Chordata; Aves; Passeriformes; Pipridae
Gene: GPR63
Product: G protein-coupled receptor 63
Exons: 5
Coding region: 604-1863 (419 amino acids)
Biological process (GO): G protein-coupled receptor signaling pathway
Cellular component (GO): membrane
Molecular function (GO): G protein-coupled receptor activity
Source: RefSeq, a predicted model, not a curated record